AUGGCUGUUCGUGCUCAGUUUGAGAACUCCAACGAGGUUGGCGUCUUUGCGACGUUGACAAAUUCAUACGCCCUGGUGGCUCUCGGCGCCAGCGAGAACUUUUACAGUGUCUUCGAGGCCGAGCUCCAGGACGUCAUCCCCAUUGUGCGCACCACCAUCGCCGGCACGCGCAUCAUCGGACGCCUCACGGCCGGCAACCGCAAGGGCCUUUUGGUGCCCACGACGACGUCGGACCAGGAGCUGCAGCACCUGCGCAACUCGCUGCCCGACUCGGUGCGCAUCCAGCGCAUCGAGGAGCGUCUGUCGGCCCUGGGCAACGUCAUCGCCACCAACGACCACAUCGCCCUGGUGCACCCGGACCUGGAGCGCGAGACGGAGGAGAUCAUCGCCGACGUGCUGGGCGUCGAGGUCUUUCGCCAGACCGUCGCCGACAACGUCCUCGUCGGUAGCUACAUGAGCAUCUCCAACCAGGGCGGCCUGGUGCACCCCAAGACGACCAUCCAGGACCAGGACGAGCUGUCGAGCCUGCUGCAGAUUCCCUUGGUGGCCGGCAGCGUCAACCGCGGCAGCAACGUCGUGGGCGCCGGCAUGGUGGUCAACGACUGGAUGGCCGUGACCGGACUCGACACCACGUCCACCGAGCUGAGCGUCAUCGAGAGCGUCUUUAGACUCGGCGAAGGCCAGGGCCCCAGCAACAUCAACACCACAAUGAAGGACACCAUGGUGGAGAGUUUUUACUAA
Trichoderma aggressivum f. europaeum is the source of this 741-nucleotide messenger RNA. RefSeq lists its product as uncharacterized. Gene Ontology annotation, biological process: maturation of 5.8S rRNA; assembly of large subunit precursor of preribosome; ribosomal subunit export from nucleus. Bases 1 to 741 code for a protein of 246 amino acids. The record is from RefSeq and is a predicted model, not a curated record. NCBI's taxonomy places the organism in Eukaryota, Fungi, Ascomycota, Sordariomycetes, Hypocreales, Hypocreaceae. The transcript has 3 exons. Gene Ontology annotation, molecular function: ribosomal large subunit binding. Gene Ontology annotation, cellular component: nucleolus; cytosol; preribosome, large subunit precursor.